AUGACGCCAGAGUCUAGAAAAAAGAAGAAGAAAAAUUACCUGAAGAACCUUCCAGAGGACUCUGAAGAUUACAAAGACACACAAGCCGCCCUCAGUAUCGUGAAGGAGGUGGCCAACCAUGCGAAUGACAUCAUGAAGCAAGGGGAUAACUUUCAGAAGCUGAUGCAGAUUCAGUACAGCCUCACUGGGCACCAUGAGAUCGUUCAGCCAGGCAGGGUGUUUCUGAAGGAGGGCACGCUGAUGAAGCUGUCCAGAAAAGUCAUGCAGCCACGAAUGUUCUUCCUGUUUAAUGAUGCGCUCAUGUACACCACUCCAGUCCAGUCUGCCCAGUAUAAACUCAACAGUGUCCUUUCUCUGGCUGGGAUGAAGGUGAGUAAGCCCAGCCAGGAGGCCUAUCAGAACGAGCUGAACAUCGAGAGCGUUGAACGCUCUUUCAUCCUGUCAGCGAGCUCAGCUACCGAGAGAGACGAGUGGCUGGAGGCCAUCGCCAAGGCCAUAGACGACUACACGAAGAAGAAAAUCACCUUCAUAUCGAGCCGAAGUCAGGAGGAGUCGGAGGGGGUCGUUGAUAGCGGUGCCCCGUUAGGCUCAAAGGCUCCCAUCUGGAUCCCAGACCUGAGGGCCACCAUGUGUAUGAUCUGCACCUGCGAGUUCACCCUCACUUGGAGGAGGCACCAUUGUCGCGCCUGUGGAAAGGUGGUGUGUCAGGCGUGCUCUGCCAACAAAUACUACCUGGAGUACUUAAAGAACCAACCAGCUCGUGUGUGUGAUCACUGCUUUGCAAAGCUACAGGAGAACAGUGACCGCUGUGCUUCAACAUCAAUUUCUCCCAUCAAAUCUGGAGCUUUCUCCUUCACCAGGAAACAGAAGAAGAUUCCUGCUGCACUGAAAGAGGUGUCUGCCAACACUGAGAAUUCCUCCAUGAGUGGCUACCUAAACAGGUCAAAAGGCAACAAGAAGCAGUGGAAGAGGCUGUGGUUUGUCAUUAAGAAUAAAGUCCUGUACACCUACGCUGCCAGCGAGGAUGUGGCAGUGUUGGAGAGCCAACCUUUGCUGGGUUUCUUCCUGAGAGAGGAGAAGAACGGACCCGCUCAGAAGCUGCAGUUCAAGCUGUAUCACAAAAACACACUGUUCUACAUCUUCAAAGCUGACGACAUCCCCACGGCACAGAGAUGGAUCGAAGCCUUCCAGGAGGCAAUGAUUCUCGAGCAGUAAUCCCCCUUUUUUCAGUAGUGAAGUUGUGUGACAGCCCCGGAGCCAGUUGAAAGACAACUUACGACCCCUGAUUGAUCACAGGUCAGAGGUCACCAGCUCAGGAAGGACUCCAGGUGGACUGUCUACCUUAAACUGAAGCCUGCUGCAGAGCGUCACAAACUCUGCUUGGAAGCCAGACUCCUUUAGCUCUCCAAGAACUGGUUUUUCUGAACUUAUUUUCAGCUUCUGAUGCUCAGCGGUGCAAAAAGCGAGUAGCAGCUGCGGGUCAAAGGUCAAGUCCAGAAGCACGUGUGUGGAAGUGAGACCAAACAGUUGACUGGGCUUUUUAAAGUCCCUCGGAAAUCCUUGGAAGUCGGAAGUCUGGGGAUGAUUUUUCAAACGCUGUUGGGCGAAGGAAUCCGUGUGAAACAAACUUCAUACUGGCUGCACACAAAUAACAUAAAAUACCAAUCAUGUGUGAUUGGCACUAAUGUCUGAGGAGAGUUCAUAUAUGUAACAGCAUGGGCUUUUAAUGUGAAAAUCAGGCUUUAACAGAAACAGGAAGUGGACAUUCUGCUCUUUAAAUGCAUCUCUCUGGUCAAGAGAUUCUUUAAUAACAAACAUCCUGGAGACAACUGGAAGUGUCAUGAAGAUUAUUGUAUAUAGGUUUUUUUGGCCUGUUGAGCCACAUAGGAAGUGGUCAAAGGGUAAAACUGUGUACAUUAAAGAACAACGCUGACCUUGUUUGUUUGUUUUUUGGUUUUUUUGCUGUUGUUGUUAUUGUUGUUUUUUAAAGCCGAGAGCUAAUAUUUAUAAAAUAGGAAGAUUUAUUGUUUAAAAAGCGCAGGCUGCAUUUAAUUUUGGGAGUCAGGGUUUGUUAUCAGAGACCUUCAUACCCUUCAAAAUAAUUUUAUUUUUAAUACAUGGGGCUUUUUUUAAUGAGAAAACACUGUAGGCAAUACACAUGAACUAUAUAUUUCUAAGGAAAUAUUCAUUCUUGCAUUUAGCAGACUUUGUGCCUUCUAUAUCCUCCUGUUUGAGAUAGACUGCAGCAGCACAGAUUGAAAUUCCUUGCAGCGUAGGACAUGCAUGGCGCACUGUCCCGCGUCCUGCUAGGGUUCUCAGCCUUUCAACAUGUUUA
Molecule: messenger RNA, 2335 nt
Organism: Maylandia zebra (zebra mbuna)
Lineage: Eukaryota; Metazoa; Chordata; Actinopteri; Cichliformes; Cichlidae
Source: RefSeq, a predicted model, not a curated record